AUGGAUGAAACACCAUCUAGUUCUGGGCAAUCCGAAGCUAGUUCAUGUGAACCUAAUUGGUGGCCACCAGACUUAUUAGAGAAGAUAGAGUCUGCUUCCAUAUCAAGGAAGCAGGAUGUUUUGGGUAAUCUAAGGUCCUCAUCCUGGAAGGCUUCUCAAUUACUGUGGUCAACAGGAUCUUAUUCAGGGUUAAUCCCUAAUGGUUUCUAUUCAAUCAUCCCGGAUAAAAAGUUGAAGAAGACUUUCCCAACAAUUCCAUCACUAGAUGACUUGCAAAAUCUUGAAGCAGAUGGGCUUAAGGCUGACAUAAUCAUUGUAGACACUGAGAGGGAUAAGAAGAUUUUCAUGUUGAAGCAGCUUAGUGUUGCACUUGUGAAAGGGUUAAGCUCUAGCCCAGCAUUAGUGAUAAAGAAAAUAGCAGGUUUGGUUUUUGACUGCUUCAAGCCACAAAAUCCUGAUGCCUGUCCAGCAAGAGGCUCGAUUGAAGAUACCCAUUUCUUUGGAAAUAAAGGACCACAACUUCUAGGGCAGAUAAGACAUGGAUCAUGCCGACCCCGAGCUAUUCUAUUUAAAGUUCUUGCAGAUGCCGUUGGCCUUGAGAGUAAACUUGUAGUUGGUCUACCUGAUGACGGUGCUGUUGGAUUUGUGGACUCUUACAAACAUAUGUCUGUGGUAGUUUCGCUAAACUCUAUGGAACUGCUAGUGGAUCUUAUGCGAUUUCCAGGCCAGUUGAUUCCGUUUUCAGCUAAGGCUAUCUUUAUAUCGCAUAUAUCUGCUGCGGGGGAAAGUGACUCAGCUGAAAAUGACUCCUGUGAUUCUCCCCUUGAGCCCAACAGCCCUCUUUAUGGAUUGUCUGAUAAAGUUGAAGCUGAAGGAAUUGAAUCUUCAUCAAAUCUAUCUGGACGAUCACUGUGUAAUAUGAUGUUGAGAUCAAGGACAUUUUCUGAAGGGAAAUUAAGCACGUCAUGUAGUGAACCAAAUAUAGCAAAUGCCUUUUGGAGGCGCAGCCAAAGGAGAGGAGUUGCCGAGGAACCCCGUGGUGCUAGUUCCAGUCCUGAGCAUCCAUUAAUGAGAGCAAGGGGAAGAUCUAUACUUGGUGGUGAGAAGCAAUCAUUUCAAGAAUACACAGAAUCUGGAGCUGCUUCAAGAUCAGAUGGUCUUGAGGGCACUUCAACUUCUAAUGCUCGAAGAAUAAGGCGAAGAAGCAUUAGCAUCACCCCUGAGAUUGGAGAUGACAUUGUGAGGGCAGUUCGGGCUAUGAACGAAACACUAAAGCAAAAUCGCCUCCAAAGGGAUCAUGUCGAAGGUUCAUGCUCAUAUGUUACGGAAGACCAAAGCAACGCCAAUGACUGCCCAAAUAAAGAUGAUGCAUCUCGGGGAAUUGGUGCUAUUGACAGUGACUCAAGAAACCGAACUGGUUCUACUCAGAAGGCCGUGUCAUUACCUUCUUCGCCUCAUGAAUAUAGGGGUCAAGUUACCCCCAAAAAUGAUGAUUUUAUAAGUAAAGAGAAGAUGGCAUUGGCAUGGAACAAAGUUUUCCAGAGCUCCCCAUUUCUUAAUAAGCCUUUGCUGCCGUUUGAGGAAUGGAACAUAGAUUUCUCCGAGAUAACAAUUGGCACGCGGGUUGGAAUAGGAUUCUUUGGAGAAGUUUUCCGUGGUAUAUGGAAUGGAACUGAUGUUGCCAUCAAAGUGUUUCUAGAACAGGAUCUGACAACUGAAAACAUGGAAGAUUUUUGCAACGAGAUAUACAUCCUGAGCCGGUUACGACACCCAAAUGUUAUAUUGUUUCUUGGUGCAUGCAUUACACCUCCACACUUGUCAAUGGUUACUGAAUAUAUGGAAAUGGGAUCACUGUACUAUCUCAUCCAUACGAGUGGUCAGAAAAAGAAACUUAGUUGGCGUAGGAGGUUGAAAAUUAUCCGUGAUAUAUGCAGGGGAUUGAUGUGCAUACACCGCAUGAAGAUAGUUCACAGGGAUCUCAAAAGUGCAAACUGCCUGGUGAACAAGCAUUGGACUGUCAAGAUCUGUGACUUUGGUCUAUCUCGAGUGAUGAUUGAUAGUCCUAUGACUGAUAAUUCCUCUGCUGGCACCCCAGAAUGGAUGGCCCCUGAGCUUAUACGGAAUGAACCUUUUACAGAGAAAUGUGAUAUAUUCAGCCUUGGUGUUAUCAUGUGGGAGCUGUGCACGUUGAGUCGCCCAUGGGAAGGCAUCUCCCCAGUUCAAGUGGUGUACGCAGUUGCUAAUGAAGGGUCACGGCUUGAGAUUCCUGAAGGACCUCUCGGCAGGUUAAUUGCAGAUUGCUGGGCAGAGCCUGAGAAUCGGCCGAGCUGCCAGGAGAUCCUAACCCGUUUGCUGGACUGCGAAUACACUGUCAGCUGA
Molecule: messenger RNA, 2379 nt
Organism: Miscanthus lutarioriparius
Lineage: Eukaryota; Viridiplantae; Streptophyta; Magnoliopsida; Poales; Poaceae
Source: the annotation of a GenBank genome assembly